GCGCCGGCACCCGACCCAUUCGCGCCGCGACGCAUGGAGUUGGCAGGCGUCGCUGACGACGCGGCCGUCGACGGCGUCGCGGGCUCCAGCCUCGCCUACCUGCUGGCGCCAGCUGACGAUGCCGAGACACCGUGGAGCAAGGGUGGCAGUUCAAGUUAUGGAGUAGGGGCCAACAGUGGGGCGACCAAAGACACCGGCCAGUAUGACCGCAGACUCAGCGGCAGCUCGGCCUCCACGCCGGGCUCUGGCUACCGCAGCGGCAGCAGCACCGCCGGCGGUGGUGGCAGCGGCAGCGGCUACCACAGGGAUCUGUCCUCGGACCGCAAGUAUGGCUCGCAGCUCGACUCGCCGGCUGGUCGCGACCACUCCUCUACCAGGACCGGCUCCUACUCUGACACCAAGUACGGCACCUACCCGCACAGGAGCAGGGCGGACGCCAGCCACGGACCCCCGGUGACGCUGCCGCCCACGCCGAGCAGCGGCCGGCGGUCACGUGACCCCAGCCCCAGCACCGAGGCGCCCGCCGGCGGCUCCUCCCUGCCGCUGCAGCUGCAGCUGCGCAUGCUCUCGCACCGGCCCUCCUACUCGCGCUCUACGUCGCGGGAGUCCGCACCCACCUCCCCUUCCACUUCCACUUCCAGUCCCGGCUCCAGCAGGUUCUCCAGCGCGACGCUGCCGCGCAGCCCGCACGCCGACAAACCGGCGCCCGUCUUCGGCAGGACCGACGACAGCGCCUCUACCGACCGCGAACGGACCUCUUCGUAUACGCCCUACUCUGCCAGGUCCAGGAAUGAGGAGCGCUCCCCGUACCUGUCGUCGCUGCUGUCCAGCAAAUCCGACGAUCGUCCCAGCAGGGCAGAGGAGCGGCCCUCCAGCUCGCCCUACCGCCCUUCGCUGCUGGGCUCCUCCCCCUCUCUCGGCUCCACGUCUGCCAGGACGCGCCCAGAGGAGCGGAGCUCUUACCGGACUUCCAACAGCACCGAUUCUCGGGCACUCGGCCCCACCGCGUCCUACCUCAGCCACACCAACGGACCUCUGCGCUCCAGGCUAGACAACUCAACAACGACUACCGCCUCACGAGAAGACAAGACUAACAACACGACCACCAACAAGGUGCAGGAUGGAAAGGCGGCCGAGGAGAGCUCCAGCGAAGAGGAGGAGUCUGAGUCGGAGGAGUCCGAGUCGGAGAGCAGCGAGGAGGAAGAGGCGGCGAAGCAGAAGGCGGGCGGCCCGGUGCGGCGCCGGCCCUCGCAGACGGUGUUCGUGACGGUGGUGUCGCGCGGCACGUCGCCCACGCCGCCCUCGGCCUCGCCGUCGCCCUUCCUGCGCAGCCGGCGCGCCGAGCUGGCCCGCGUGCUCGAGCGCACCGUGGCGCGGCCCAGCGCCGCCGCCCGGCCGCGAACCCAGGACUGCGCCGUGCAGUCCGACCGCGGCGACGACACCUCGCGCACGUCGCGCUUCGCCGGCGCCUCGAGGCCCUCGCCCUGGACCUCCUACCUGGACAGGUACUCGUCCUCGCGCUACUCAUCGGGCAGUGGCUCCUCCCGCGUGGGCGGCUACUCGCUGACGUCAUCCUCCCCGCGGACGUCAGCCUCCCCUUCUUCCGACAGCCUGGCGUCCAAUGCGACCAGCGCCGCCAAGUCGCCGAGCGCGCCAUCGGUUUCCGGUGACUCUGCAGAAGACUCGGCCAAGGACAAGGACAAGGAGAAGGCCGCUGCGGCCUCGAGCGCCAGCGCACCCAGCACGCCAUCCUCCGAGGCGCCCUCCAAGGGCGUGACGCGGGCCAUCUCCUUCAAGAGCCUGCCCAGGACCAGGGCCUCCCCGGACUCCAAGGACGAGAGCGGCGCGUCCAGCCCCAGCGGCAGCGCCCCCGCCAGCGCCGCCGAGGCGGGGAAGCCGCCCGCGCUCAGCCGCGCCGCCUCCUCCAGGAACGUCUCCUCCAUCAUAGGUCGCCUCCAGAGGUCAGACUCGGACCUCUCGACGCGCUCCAAGUCGUCUUCAGCGACAUCGCUCUCGGAGAAGACGCCAGCGCCACCGCCGGCCACGCCGGAGGCGGCUCCGUCUGCCCCCCACUCACGGGCGGCCACAACGCACGACUCCGAGUCUUCCCGCGCGUCUGCGCCGGCAGACGCGGCGGCCGCCAAGACUGCCCCUUCAGAGACGCAGGCGCAGACGACCAGGACGCGCUCGCCGUCGGCGUCGGCGUCGUCGCUGACCGACGCCCCGCGCUCCAAGUCCGGCUCGGCUUCGUCGCUGUCCGACAAGGCGGACGCGGCCGGCAAGCCGCCCCGGGCGCCCUCUGCGAGCGCCGGAAGCUCUGCUGGGUCCGCCGCCUCCAAGCCGCCACCCUGCCCGCCGCCCGCAGACCUGGCGCGCUCCAAGUCCACGCUCUCGGCAACCUCACUCGCCGACAGGCAAACUGGGGCAGCCGGUGCCGACAAGCCGCCGCCCGCGCCUCCACCGCCCCCGCCGCCCGGCCCCCAGGGGCCGCUGUCGCGCUCCCAGUCGUCGGGGACGGCGGGGGCGGGCCACAGCCGGAAGCUGCCGCCCGUGGCGCCCAGGGCCGGCAACAAGGACUUCCGCAAGUCGGCGCUCAACGUCGACCUGGAGGCGGCCGUGCGCCGCAAGCUGCGCUCCGGCUCCGACGGCGCCAUCGCCGACGCGCCGCCCGCGCCUGCGGGGGCGGAGGCCCGCCUGUCCGCCAGCAGCUCGGCGCCCAAGGUGCUGGUGACGGCGCCGACAGCGCCCUCAGCGCGCGGCACUGGCCAGCACCCGGCCUCCACCUCCGCUUCUGCCUCAGAGAGCAGCAGCAGCAGCAGCAGCAGCGAGACAGAGUCCUCCGAGACAGAGUCCAGCACAGAGUCAGAGUCUGAGCAGGAGCCUGUGGAGAAGCCGGCAGACAGGGAGGAGGCCAAGUCGUUCCUGAUGCGUGCGCUGGCACCCGUCACCAACUUCUUCCGCGGUUCCGGCGAAGCUGCUCCGGACAAGGACAAGGAUAAGGAGAAGCUGGCGCGACACAUCCGCCACGUGCAGUCCGGGGAGCGCGCCUGGUGGCUGGACCCCAACGCCGAGGUGCCCGAGGGUGUGACCCGCAUCGCCAGUAGCCACCAGCUGGCCGGUGCAGGUGUGUCCCGCGCGCCGAGCGCGGCGCAGGUGGCGGCCGGCGGCGGGCUGUCGCGCGCCCCGAGCUCCAGGAAGCUGGCCGCGCUCCAGAGGGCGCCCAGCUCCCAGCGCGUGGGGCCCGGCUUCCGCAUCCGGCCGCAGCAGUCGGGGGAGCUGCCCUGGUGGCUCUGCAAGGACGCCGAGGUGCCCGAGGGCGUCGUCAAGCUCGAGACCAGCUCCAGCGACGAGGAGGACCACAGCAAGGCGGACAGCGGCCGGCGCUCGCCAUACGACAAUGUGCCGGACACCGAACCUGAGCCCGGCGUUGGGCCCGAGGUCGAGGCUGCCCAACAGACCGGCGGGACGGCGCGCAGGCGCAGCCGCGGCUUCAUCGGCUCGCACACCAACAUCGACGACAUCCUGGGCAGCGUCGCGUCGCUCGUCGAGCCCGCCAUGGGCGUCGCCAGGCUGCGCCGCCGCCAGAUGGGUCUCGCCGCCGAAGACGACGACGAGGACGCUCAAGACGUGGAGGAGGUGGACGCAGCGUCGGUGCGACUGCACGACAGCUCCGCCCAGAGGCCCACCAUCGUGCGUCGCAGGAGCCAACCGUCAGAUGGCCCGGCGAGCGCCCGAGACGGCAUGAUCAAGCUCGAUGAUGCGGCGCUGCAGCUGUACAAAGAUGGCGACUACGGGGCAUACCUGGACCUGGACGCAUCCAUCAACGAGCAGCAGGACGAGUUCGAAAACUUCCACAAGAACCACAAGAAUUCCAUCGUUCUUCGGACUCAGCUGUCGGUUCGCGUGCACACCAUAAUCGAAAAACUCCUCAACUCGGAGGGACGUGAACUGCGGCGCGCCCUGUUCUCACUGAAGCAGAUCUUCCAGGAAGACAAAGACCUAGUCCAUGAAUUUGUUCAGAAUGAUGGCCUAGCAUGCCUCAUCAAAGUUGGCUCUGAAGCAGACCAGAAUUACCAAAACUACAUCCUAAGAGCUUUGGGACAGGUUAUGCUGUAUGUAGAUGGAAUGAACGGUGUGAUGGAACACAAUCAGACAGUUCAGUGGCUGUACACCCUGAUUGCCAGCAAGUUCCGUCUGGUUGUGAAGACUGCACUGAAACUUCUGCUUGUAUUUGUGGAGUAUGUGGAAACAAAUUGCCUACUGCUCAUCCGAGCCAUCCAUACUGUUGAUUCUUCACAUGGGGCUCUUCCCUGGAGUAACAUAAUAAAAUUGCUGAAGGAUUUUGACACAGCUGACACUGAACUUCUCAUAUAUGCAACUACACUAAUAAACAAAACACUGAAUGGUAUUCCUGAUCAAGAUACAUAUUAUGAUCAGGUUGACGCCCUAGAGGAACAAGGCAUUGAAGCUGUAAUACAAAGGUACAUGUCAAAGCAAGGAACAGACUUGGACCUUCUUCGUCAGUUCCAAAUAUAUGAGGCAGUUCUCCACCAUGAGGAUGGAGAAGAGAAGGGAACACCACUGAAGCAACUGGAUGAUGCCAUUAGGAAGACACUGCGGCAGCGAAAAGCUUUGACAGAGUCAGUACCAGCUACUGGACGACGUAAGUCACGCCGACAUUCAACCGGCACAUCCCCAUUCUCUGUUCGCCAACAACAACAGCAGUCACCAUCAUCAAAUCAACUGCUGGUCCCUGGUCAAGAUGAAGAAGGUUCUCCCGGAUCCCGUACACCACCUGGUUAUGGAGACAGCUCCCAUAAGGACAGAAACGGUGAUGCAGGUGUGACACCAGCUCUGAGGAGGCGUAGAGAGCGUGCCGAGCGCCAGCGGAGCUUCAUCCGCGAGCAGCAGGAGACCACCGCCUCUUUGCGUGCCUCAAUUGUGGCACACGAAAACCAGAAAAGUGUCGCAUCUGGUCACGAGAUGGAAGGAACAGCACAGACUCCUGACUCACCCAAAAGAGAAUCAGGUUCAGUACGUGAUCUCACACAGAGACUUGCAAAUGCAGGUGUCGGUGGGAACCAAGACGAAGUGACAGGCCCGCGUCCACCAGACCUUGCUGGUGACAUGACUGGACUUGUAUCUCGUGCUAAGGAAGGCCUGGCCAAGUCAAAAUCAAAGGCUGAAGUUGUGCCAUCUCCUAGACCACCACCAGAGGUCAAAAAGUCAGAAGUUGACCUACAGUGGGAGGAAUUAGUGAAUAAGGUCAAGCGGCCAUUGGCUCUAGCUGACUUGGACUUUACUGACUUGGUCAGUGAUGAUGACACUGACCUCCUUUCUCCGUCACCCAUCUGCAAUGGUGGUCCGCCUCCUCCACCUCCAGCACCAAGAGGUGUUGCUCCACCACCACCACCAGCCCUAAGAGGAGUUGGUCCACCACCACCACCGCCAGCUGCCAUUCCACCAGCUAUGCGGAAUGGUCUUUCGCCACGGACGACUGCGCUUUCAAACUCACCCACAUCUCCACCAAUUAGAAAGACUAAAAAGACAGUCAAACUAUUCUGGAAGGAAGUUCGUGAUGAUCCUGUUGUUGCAGCCAAGUUGCACAGUGUAGGAGGCACUAUAUGGGAUGAGCUUCCCUCUGUUGCAGUUGAUACACAGAAGCUGGAGCACCUGUUUGAGUCACGUGCCAAGGACCUCAUUGCCAAGAAACAGCAAGAGAUGAAUAAAAACAAGGAAAUCAUAGUAUUGGAUCAUAAACGCUCAAAUGCAAUAAAUAUAGGAAUGACAAAGCUUCCUCCCCCAAGAUCUAUACGAACUGCCAUUAUGAAGAUGGAUGCCACAAUCAUGAACAGGGAAGGAAUAGAGAAACUUCUCACAAUGCUUCCAACAGAAGAAGAAUGUACUAAGAUCCAAGAGGCACAAAUGGCCAAUCCUGACUUACCACUUGGCAGUGCAGAACAGUUCUUGCUGACACUUGCAUCAAUUUCAGAACUUCCUGCUAGAUUGAAACUCUGGGCCUUUAAACUAGAUUAUGAGAACAGUGAAAAGGAAGUAGCAGAACCUCUCAUGGAUCUUAAGCAAGGAAUGGAGACCCUUAAAUCCAACAAAACAUUCCGUGGUAUUCUUAGUACCUUGCUUUCAAUUGGUAUUUUUCUAAAUGGAAGUGAGGUGAAAGGAUUUCAGAUUGAAUAUUUGGCAAAGGUUCCAGAAGUAAAGGACACAGUGCAUAAACACUCUCUGCUGCACCACCUUUGUCAUAUGGUUAUGGAAAAAUUUCCAGAUUCAACAGACUUGUAUUCAGAGAUUGGUGCUGUUACACGUGCAUCAAAAGUUGAUUUUGAUGAGCUUGCUGCCAACAUUCAGAAAAUGGAGCAAGAGUGCAAAGCCUCUUGGGACCAUCUAAAAGUUAUUGCAAAGCAUGAUGGCUUCACUAUGAAGACAAAGAUGUCUGAUUUUCUGGCAGACUGUGCCGAGAGGAUUAUUGUUUUAGGGAUAGUGCACAGAAGAGUCAUGAACAGGUUUCAUAAAUUUCUCCUAUGGCUGGGGAUUCCGAUGCAUCGAGUGCAGGAUUUACGACCAAAUGAAUUUUGCCGCACUGUUUCUGAAUUUGCUCUUGAGUAUCGCACUACUAGAGAACGUGUACUGCAGCAACUCGAGAAAAAAGCAAAUCAUCGUGAACGCAACAAAACACGUGGGAAGAUGAUUACUGAGGUUGGCAAGUUUCGCACAAAGGAGGAUCGUGCAGAUGCUGAAUUGCGGCAGCUGUUGGGUGGAGAUGUUUCUGAUGCAGAAAGUGUUCAUGGCACUUUAACACUGCCAUGGCGUCGACAAAGGAAGGACGCAGGCCGAAAUGCUUUGAGUCCUUCAACUGGCGAUGCAACAGUGAAUGGUCACCUGACAGAUGGAGAUGAUGAAAUUUUGGAAUCUCUUGUGAAAACUGCCACCAAAGCACCAAAUACGAGGACAACACCACGAGAACGCAAACGAACCAGAAAUGCUGAUCGCAAAUCCUUGCGAAGAACUCUUAAAAAUGGUUUAUCAGAAGAGGACAAGAAGCACCUCGCUGCAUAUAUAAAAGGCUACUGAGUAGUUUCUCCUUGCUUGAUAGACUGUGAUACAAUGUAUGUGCAUUAUAUGUGAUAUUUAUGUAAUUUCAAUGGGGGAUUACUAGUACCUCAGUGGCACGAAAGUUGGGAAUUUUUAUACCUGCUAUGUACUGAAGGUGUGUUCCUAGUCUUUUUUAUUCCAACUGGAAGUGUCAUAUGUUUAAAAUGUAAAAGUACAAGCAAUACAAAACUGUUGCAUUUGUAUAAAUUUAUUUUGUAAAAAAUGUAUACAAAUUUGAGAAAAAUUGUGUUUCUCAUUUUAUAACAUAGUUUCAACAUUUCAGUGUACAUAUGUAUAGUGUGGUGAACAACUGAUGUAAGUUUUUCACAAAGAAAGAAGUUUUACGACUUUUGUAAGCGUGUGUUUUAUGUAUGAAAUGGGUAUGCUAUUUACAGUCAAGUUGUUAAUAAAGUCCAAGAAAAAGCUGUCUCCAACUAAUGAUGUAACAAAUGCUUCAACAGAAAGUCAUGAAUUUUGUGGAAUACUCAUGCCUAUUUAAGGUCUUAUGCUGUUUUUUUCAUCACACAAUAACAAAAAGCAGUGAAAGAAAUUAUUUCAUAUUAGUAGUUACACUUCUUAAAGACUAUACCAUCUUGGAAAAAAAUAACUGCAAAAUACGGACAAAGAUGGGCUGUUUCCUGUAUGACUGUGAACUGUGAAAAACAAAAGACUGAAACAUCUAGGAAUUAUUCCCAGUGGAGGAUUAAGAGAUAUUCUCAGCUGGACCACUAAAAUGAUGGUAAAUUUACUCAGAAAAUUUAUGAAACAAAUGAACGUGUAGUGAGUGUUAGCUCUUCGACUAUUUCCACAAAAAAAUAUUAUGAAAGAUACACCAUUAAGUCUGAUAACUUUAUGUAUGUUGAGCAUUAUGGAAAAGAUAACCACCUAAUUCCUGUAGAUGAUAAAAACAAGUUGGUGAAACAGAAAUGAUCCUUGUUUAUGGUGCAUUAUUUUUAUGCAAAAUAUUUGUCAUGAAAAUUCCAGUAAUGAACCACAUUAUAAUUCUCUGUAGGAAAAAACAGUGGUGCUGUAAAACCACAGAUAUCAAAGAAUAUCAUUCCACAAUCACCAAUUUCCACUGUUACUGAGAUACAUAUGAAGGAGACAGCCUAGGACCAAUAGCAAAUUUAUUUGUACAUAGUAUGGAUAAAAUGUGUUUCCUUUUCUUUGGUAUACAAACUACAUUUGUGAGCAAUAUUUAGAUUUAAAUUUUCUUCAAGUUUUCCUGUUGAGAAAUAAUUGACAGAUAAAUGCUUCAUGAGUAUAUGAUUAUGUAACUUUGCUAGUCUUCUAAGUGUUGUCUGUUCAACACUAUAUUGUAACAGAACCUUUUGUACAGAACAAUCACAUGACAAAAUAAAUAGUGAUGCUUAUGCUCAAAA
Molecule: messenger RNA, 8492 nt
Organism: Schistocerca gregaria
Lineage: Eukaryota; Metazoa; Arthropoda; Insecta; Orthoptera; Acrididae
Gene: Fhos
Exons: 34
Coding region: 34-7089 (2351 amino acids)
Biological process (GO): actin filament network formation; cortical actin cytoskeleton organization
Cellular component (GO): cytoplasm; cytoskeleton
Molecular function (GO): actin filament binding
Source: RefSeq, a predicted model, not a curated record